Apus apus (common swift) is the source of this 937-nucleotide messenger RNA. It is a transcript of the gene GDNF, whose product is annotated as glial cell derived neurotrophic factor. The record is from RefSeq and is a predicted model, not a curated record. Lineage: Eukaryota; Metazoa; Chordata; Aves; Apodiformes; Apodidae. Gene Ontology annotation, biological process: positive regulation of branching involved in ureteric bud morphogenesis; negative regulation of neuron apoptotic process; peripheral nervous system development. Gene Ontology annotation, molecular function: receptor tyrosine kinase binding; growth factor activity; glial cell-derived neurotrophic factor receptor binding. The coding region runs from base 171 to 827 and encodes 218 amino acids. The transcript has 3 exons.
CCUCCUCCACACCUUCCCCCUAAUCCCCUGCGCAAAGAGGGUCCAGGCGGUCCGACACCGACCUGGCCCACAUGCAUCGCCCGUCCGGCCCCUCGGCUCCGCGGCGUUGAUGUUCAUCUCGGGUCCGACGAGACCAGCUCAGAGGGGCCCGUGUUGGCAGGAGAUCUAAGAUGAAGUUAUGGGAUGUUGUGGCUGUCUGCGUGGUGCUGCUCAACACGGUCUCCACCUCGCCCCUGCCCACCGGUAAGACGCCUCUCAAGGGGUCCCCUUCACUGGUAGAGGGGCCUGAAGACGAUCUCUCCCCCAUCAGCCUGCUGCCUCCCUAUGCUGUGCACAGUGACUCUAAUAUGCCAGAGGAUUAUCCAGAUCAGUUUGAUGAGGUAGUGGACUUUAUUCAAGCCACCAUUAAAAGAUUGAGGAGGUCACCGGACAAACACACUCCAAUUUUUUCUAGGCGGGAGAGGAACCGGCAAAAUGCAGCCAUGAACAUAGAGAAUUCCAGCAAAAAGGGAAGGAGGAAUCAAAAGGGCAAAAAUCGGGGAUGUGUCUUAACAGAAAUACAUUUAAAUGUGACCGACUUGGAUUUGGGAUAUGAAACCAAAGAAGAGCUGAUUUUCCGAUACUGCAGUGGAUCUUGUGAUGCAGCCGAGACCACCUAUGACAAGAUUUUAAAAAACUUAACCAGAAAGAAAAAACUAGUCACUGACAAAGUGAGGCAAGCUUGUUGCAGACCCACAGCCUUUGAUGAUGACCUGUCCUUUUUGGAUGAUAACUUGGUUUACCACAUACUGAAAAAACAUUCCGCAAAAAGGUGUGGAUGCGUCUGACGGCUGCACGCCAGAGGCGGCGCCUGUUUGCAUUCCUGCUGUGAUGCAAAGAUGGGGAUCAGAGUUCAUGGGGAUGUUUCUGCUCAGAGCACAGAAAAAGAGGACCAAGA